GAGAGAGAGAGAGUGAACAAAAAAACAAAACAAAAAAGCUUAAACCAAUGGCGAGCCUUCGUCUCCUCCUCCCCUCCUCGCCCUCUCCCUCAAAACGCUACCGACCCUCCGCCUCUCUCUUCCCCUCCCCAACCUUUUCCUUCCUCCGCCGCCGCCGCCAUUUCCGCCACCUCCCUCCGCCGCCGCCGCCGCCGCCGACGACGACGACGACGACGACGAAGACGGCGAAAAUGGAGUCCUGCUCUUUCCAAAUUUCCCAAGCUGCCCCUCUCCUCCCAUCCUCCUCCUCCUCCUCCUCCUCCUCCUCCGCUCCUCGCCUCCGGGUUCGAUCUCAAGCGCAAGGCGAAUACUCGUCGCAUUCUCCUCCUCCUGAUACCGCUGGAGAUGCCGCGGAUCGGCAGGAGAGCUUCAAUUGGCCCUCCGUGCUUCUCCCGUUUUUGUUCCCGGCGUUGGGGGGACUCCUUUUUGGGUACGAUAUUGGGGCCACAUCCGGUGCUUCCAUCUCUUUGCAGUCUGCUGAUCUGAGUGGUACCAAUUGGUUCAAUCUCUCGGCCGUACAGCUUGGUCUUGUGGUGAGCGGUUCCCUGUAUGGAGCUCUUGCUGGCUCUAUCAUUGCUUAUCCCAUUGCUGAUUUUCUAGGAAGAAGAAUGGAGCUGAUAACAGCUUCUGCACUAUACAUUACCGGUGGCUUGAUCACUGGAUAUGCCCCUAACCUCGCAGUUCUCAUUAUAGGUCGGCUUAUUUAUGGCAUUGGUAUUGGUUUGGCGAUGCAUGGUGCUCCUCUUUAUAUUGCAGAGACCUCCCCAUCGCAAAUACGUGGAACCUUGAUUUCUCUGAAGGAGCUUUUCAUCGUACUCGGAAUUCUGUUGGGUUACCUUGUGGGAAGUGCUCAGAUUAAUGUUAUUGGAGGGUGGCGUUACAUGUAUAGUUUUAGUGCCCCUAUUGCAGUUAUAAUGGGGUUAGGGAUGUGGGUUUUGCCACCUUCUCCAAGAUGGUUACUUUUUAGAGCAGUUCAAGGCAAAGGACCUUUGGCGGAAUAUAAGGAAAGGGCCAUUAAUGCUUUGGCAAAAUUAAGGGGCCGUCCAGCUGGUGAUAAGAUAUCAGAGAGAGAGAUAGACGAUACCUUAGUCUCUCUCAAGUCUGCUUAUGCUGAACAAGAACAGGAGGGAAGUUUCUGGGAGGUGUUCGAAGGUGCUAGUUUAAAGGCCUUCAUCAUCGGUGGAGGGUUAGUUCUCUUUCAGCAGAUAACAGGUCAACCUAGCGUUUUGUACUAUGCGGCCUCAAUACUUCAGAGUGCUGGAUUUUCAGCUGCAUCUGACGCUGCGAGGGUUGCAGUUGUGAUCGGGCUAUUCAAGUUGGUUAUGACAGGGAUAGCUGUUCUAAAGGUUGACAGCCUCGGAAGGCGCCCACUGUUGAUAGGAGGCGUUGGUGGAAUUGUGGUGUCAUUGUUCCUUCUUGCAGCUUACUACAAGAUUCUUGCUGGUUUUCCACUGGUUGCAGUCGGUGCUCUACUCCUUUAUGUUGGGUCCUACCAGGUAUCAUUUGGUCCAAUAAGUUGGCUGAUGGUGUCUGAGAUUUUUCCACUCCGUACAAGAGGCCGUGGAAUCAGUCUCGCAGUCCUCGUCAAUUUCGGAUCAAAUGCUUUAGUAACCUUUGCUUUCUCACCAUUGAAGGAGCUACUGGGCCCGGAUAACAUUUUCCUCCUCUUCGGGGGCAUUGCAUUGCUCUCACUGUUAUUCGUCCUCUUCAAGGUUCCCGAGACAAAAGGAUUGAGUUUGGAGGAAAUCGAAUCAAAGAUACUAAAAUGAAGGAAUUUGAUCAAUCCCACAUCUUUGUUUGUUGUUUGUCCUUUUUCUCCAAAUCAAGCAUCAUUUUUCCUGCAGUCGAUGAACGUCUGAUGUGUUAUAUGUAAAGUGUUUUCACUUUUCGCGUUGGAUAUUGUUAUUUUAUAACUACCGAAAGUUUAAAAAUGUGAUCAGCUUCCCUGAA
Molecule: messenger RNA, 1989 nt
Organism: Ananas comosus (pineapple)
Lineage: Eukaryota; Viridiplantae; Streptophyta; Magnoliopsida; Poales; Bromeliaceae
Product: D-xylose-proton symporter-like 3, chloroplastic
Exons: 14
Coding region: 48-1808 (586 amino acids)
Biological process (GO): transmembrane transport
Cellular component (GO): membrane
Molecular function (GO): transmembrane transporter activity
Source: RefSeq, a predicted model, not a curated record